Messenger RNA from Paramecium octaurelia, 982 nucleotides. The record is from the annotation of a GenBank genome assembly. NCBI's taxonomy places the organism in Eukaryota, Ciliophora, Oligohymenophorea, Peniculida, Parameciidae.
AUUUGUUUUGCCAAAGUUCAAUAUUUUUAGUAUUCUAACCUUAUGAACAAUAAUUCUAACAAUGAUUUGGCGGAUUAGAAUACUUCACAAUAAAGUUUCAAUAUCUAGCCACUUGAAACAUCAAAAGGAAUUGCAGAGAGUACGAAUCAAGCUAUAUGUUUUUAAUUUCAUAUAUCUUUUAGAUUCAGCUGAUUUUUCUGAUCCCUAUGUUAGAGGUGAAUUUUUAAAGAAAAUGUAUUGCUCUUUGAUUGGAUAAUUCCUAUACAAUUUAUUCAUGAUUAUUCUAACAUUUUAUGCAGGAUUGAUAAAUUGGUUGGUGACUGAAUAAGACUGUGGUGAAAGAAACUCAGAAUAUUGUGUAGUAACACCAAACUGGUUGUUUUAUGUUUCUUUAGUUGUCUCAAUAAUAUUUUCAUUCGCAAUCUACUUUGGAGGAAGCACUGUAAGAAAAGUAACAUCAAAUGAUCUAUUAUAGGGUCCCAUAAAAUAUCUAAUAUUAAUUUUCUACCCAUUAUUCUAUGGAUUUACAUUUUCGGCUAUAUUCGCUUUUAUGAUUUACCAUAUGCAUUCAAUGGGGGUUUGGGAAAUUUUGACUAGUUUAUUUCUAAUCUUAGUUUUUUUAAAUAUUGCUUAUUGCAACAGAAGAGAGAUUUCUUGCAUAUGUAUAAACCAUUUCAUAUUUUAUAGGCAAAACAAUUGUUGUUAUUGUCCCACCCAUAUUGUUAGCAGUAGUGUUUGUACCGAUUAAAUCAGUUUUAUUUGGUAUCUUUUUGUAAGGUACCGUUAUCAGUAUGUUUUAUGGAUUCUAUUUACUUUUGGAAUCAAGCUUCAUUAUGGACAGCAAAGUAAAAUUUCUUUAAAUAUUAUUUAGAGAUUAAAUUUAUAACCUGAAGACUAUUAGAUUACAUCUUUGUUACUUAAUGGUCUUAUUGUUCAACCAUUAGUCAGAGCAGUUGAUAUAAUUCUUAGUAUUGUAAUGUGA